This is a messenger RNA of Xenopus laevis (African clawed frog), 2373 nucleotides long. It is a transcript of the gene tbx22.L, whose product is annotated as T-box 22 L homeolog. Gene Ontology annotation, biological process: regulation of DNA-templated transcription; cell fate specification; positive regulation of DNA-templated transcription. NCBI's taxonomy places the organism in Eukaryota, Metazoa, Chordata, Amphibia, Anura, Pipidae. The record is from RefSeq and is a predicted model, not a curated record. The transcript is spliced from 8 exons. Gene Ontology annotation, molecular function: sequence-specific double-stranded DNA binding; DNA-binding transcription factor activity; DNA binding. Bases 719 to 2227 code for a protein of 502 amino acids. Gene Ontology annotation, cellular component: nucleus; chromatin.
AUUUCGUCAUCAUGGCACAAACCUAAUGGGCUGAGGGCAAAGGGAAUAUUUAUAAAGACCGUAUAAUGUAAACGUCGCAAAAGCAAACGUCAGGAGUAAUAAUGACGCAGGUAAUGCGCAAACACAUUGGCACAAUGUAAGUAUAUGUGCGCAUAUUUAUAUAUAUAAUGAUCAUGUGUAUAGAUAGAUGAUCAUAGAUUAAGCAGGCACUCGCUGUAUGUCUUAUAACUGUCUAAUUGCUGUAUAUACCAACAAGCACUCUUUAUAUUUAGCAAGCUGUGUGUGUAAAGUCCUCUCUAUAUUAACCCCCACCCAUUUCCCCUACAGCCAAAAGCAGAUCCCCCAGCUCCCACCCAAUCCAUGUGCUUGUUAGUAACAGAACUUGUGAGUGUUUCUCACAAUAUAGCGAAGGUUAAAGACUUUUUCACUGUCCCUUCUUGGCCGGUCCUGCCUUAGGGACCGCACACCCCGCUGCACCCCUGUCCCCAAUCGUAGUUUUAGCACUGGAGCGUAAAAGAGGUGCCAUUAUUAGUCUCCGCCCCCGGCCUGUCUCGGGCAGCCCAUAGGAGAGGGAUUGGGGAGAGGAGCCUGACUGCACUCAGUCACACACCAGGACCUGUCAGUGAAACACCAUUUACGCAUCGACUUUGGUGCUCAGACUGGAAGAAAUCGCAGCGAUCCUGGAGCUAACCGUCUAAUUACCACUAUUCGCCCCAGGAUGUCUCUGAGCUCCAAAGCUCACGCCUUUUCAGUGGAAUCACUAGUGGGGAAAUCUAUUAAGAGGAAAUUAAUGGAGAGCAAAGAAGAGAUGCAACAAGUAGGGGACCGGGACAACGGGGAAGACGCUACAGAGGGGACAACAGAAGCCCCAAGGCAGGAGAAAACUGCCCAGAAACCCCUCACUCUUGGGAUCCCCUCUCCGGACACCGACCCCGAAUACCGUCACCGGCAGGAGUCAGUGCAGGUGGAGCUGCAGGGCUCCGAACUAUGGCGGAGAUUCCACGACAUCGGCACCGAAAUGAUCAUCACUAAAGCUGGGAGGAGAAUGUUCCCUUCCAUGCGGAUUAAAGUCAAAGGCCUGGAUCCUUCCAAGCAAUAUUACAUCGCUAUGGAUGUCACUCCUGUGGACUCCAAAAGAUACAGGUAUGUCUAUCACAGCUCUCAGUGGAUGGUUGCAGGGAACACAGACCAUUCCUGUAUUACCCCAAGACUGUACAUUCACCCGGAUUCACCUUGUUCCGGAGAGACCUGGAUGAGGCAAAUCGUUAGCUUUGACAGGAUUAAACUGACCAACAAUGAGAUGGACGACAAAGGACAUAUUAUUUUGCAGUCGAUGCACAAGUACAAGCCUCGUGUGCAUAUUAUUGUCCAGGACUCCAGAUUUGACUUGUCUCAGAUACAGUCUCUGCCAGCUGAAGGGGUUAAAACAUUCUCAUUCAAAGAAACAGAAUUCACAACAGUAACAGCUUACCAAAACCAACAAAUAACAAAACUGAAAAUCGACAGAAAUCCCUUUGCUAAAGGAUUCAGAGACCCUGGAAGGAAUAGGGGUGUACUGGAUGGCCUUCUAGAAACCUACCCUUGGAGACCGCCUAUUACCAUAGACUUUAAAGCCUUUGGAGCUGAGACACCUGGAGGCAGCUCUGGUUCCUCACCUAUCACUUCCAGCGGGGGAGCUCCAUCACCUUUGCUGUCUCCGUCCUGCUCGCCUCCAUCAUUUCACCUGCCCACGAGUAGCCAUGGACUCGCCUGUUCUGAAAACUGUCUGCACAAUAUCAAUAUGCCCCUGUGCUAUAAGAUUUGUCCUACAAACAUUCUGAGACAGCGGGCACUACUCUUUGCCAAUCAGGAUAAACUUGGAAGCCCAAGCUCACAGGUUCCAUCAGUAAUGGUGGAUGUUCCAUUGUUUUCACCCUUUGGCAUCUCAAAAACCAACAAACUUGAAACGUUUAAGGGACAGUGUCUCCAAGCCCCUUCAGCUGCCAAUCAAAUGUUGUAUGGAUUACCUACACCUGGAAGCGUUUUGCCCUCAAGUUCCAUUUCACCGGAAACGCUUAAUUGCUCUUUACAUUCUCCGUAUGGCUUUUAUGGGUACAACCUUUCCGUACCACCUCACUUGAUCACAGCAGCAAACCAUUUAAGAAUGUCUGACAGUUUUCCAAGUUCCUUCAGAGAUGUCCGAUGCAAUAACUUUCACUGGCAGCCAUCACUCAAUCAUUGCCUGUAGUGAGGCUGUUGACUUUUUGCGACUGGACAAUCCUUACAUGUAAGACAUUAUUUAAUUUGGAAAUAUCAAUACCAAAGACUUUUGACUAUGAUACUUACUGGUUUAUUAAUGGAAUAAAUAAAUGCACCUACGUCUUAAAUGGCCAA